GCGUGUUAGUUGGUCGAUUAGAGAGUGGACACUGUGUGAUCAGGCAUGUAGAUUUCAUUGAUCAUUACCAGCCUCAAGGGAACACUCUCUACACAUCAUGGAGACGGGAAAGCAAUUGACAGGUACACUGGCUAUCGCAGUGUUCACAGCAGCUCUGGGUUCCCUGCAGUUCGGAUACAGUCUAGGAGUCAUCAAUGCACCCCAGAAGGUCAUUGAGAAGCACUAUGCUCUGUCUUUGGGCGUGUGGUCCGAGAGGUCAGCACUGCCAGAAAACAUCACAGAGGGAGAAAGUCCCCCAGAGGAACAAACGCAUCCUUCCGUGGUCAUGUACUGGUCACUGUCGGUGGCCAUCUUCUCCAUUGGCGGGAUGGUGUCCUCCUUCCUGGUGGGAUUUAUCGGAAACUUUAAAGGAAGGGUGAGGGGCAUGCUGAUGGUCAACGUUUUGGCUGUAGUGGCUGGACUGCUGAUGGGUCUGUCCAGGAUGUGGAAGCCCCACAUCAUGGUCAUUGCGGGCCGCGCCAUCAUGGGCUUCUACUGUGGUUUAACAUCUGGAUUGGUACCGAUGUAUAUUGGAGAAAUUGCACCUAAAGCUUACAGAGGAGCUCUGGGAACGUUACAUCAGUUGGCCAUUGUCAUUGGCAUCCUACUCAGCCAGGUAAUAGGUUUGGAUUUUAUUCUCGGUAACGAUGAAAUGUGGCACGUGCUGCUUGGUCUGUCCGGAGCUCCUGCGGUCUUACAGUCCAUUUUGUUGCCGCUUUGCCCCGAGAGUCCACGCUACCUUUACAUCCUGAUGGGAAAAGAGCAGGAAGCCCGGAAAAGUCUGCUUCGUCUAAAGGGGGCGUAUGAUCCUGCUCACGAUCUGGAAGAAAUGAGGAGGGAGAAGGAAGAAGCAGACAAAGAGCCGAAGGUGUCGAUCCAUUCUUUGAUCCUCUCCUCUGUAUAUAGGAAGCAGCUGUUUGUUGCCCUCAUGAUGCACCUUUCACAGCAGCUGUCUGGCAUUAACGCAAUCUUCUACUACUCUACAGCCAUCUUUACCCAAGCUGGUGUCAGUCAGCCAGUCUAUGCCACGAUAGGAGUGGGGGUCAUCAACACGGUCUUUACUUUGGUGUCUAUUGCACUGGUGGACAGAGCCGGGAGGCGCACUCUGACUCUGGUUGGUCUGGGAGGGAUGUGCUGCUGUGCUGUUGCCAUGACAGUGGGUCUCAAAUUCCAGCAUGACUACUCCUGGAUGAGCUACGUCAGCAUGGCAGCCAUCUUUCUGUUUGUAAGCUUCUUUGAGAUUGGCCCUGGUCCCAUUCCUUGGUUCAUAGUGGCUGAACUGUUCAGCCAGGGGCCUCGGCCGGCUGCCAUCGCCCUCUCAGGCUGCUGCAACUGGACCAGUAACUUUAUCAUUGGCAUGACCUUCCCAUACAUACAGGCUUGGAUGGGCUGCUAUGUGUUCAUCCUGUUUGCCGUGUUGCUUCUCUGCUUCACCAUAUUCAUUUAUUUCCGGGUUCCUGAGACCAAGGGCAAAACAUUUGAGGAGAUUGCCGCAGUCUUCCAAAAGAAAAAGAGGAUCCCCAAAGACAAUGCUGAACUGGAGCAGCUCAAAUCGUCCAGCGAUGCUUAAGGCAGCAGCAGUUACGGUGGCUGCACGGCAACAUUGCUACCAACUGUUCCACCGUGCAUCCCAAAGAUGUCAAAGAGGUCAAAACCUCUUGACCUUAUUCACGUGUUAUCGAGUUACAACAACACACUUUAAAGUGUUUUAUUGGUCAUGUAUAUGAUAGACUGACUCAAAUUAGAGCAUAAUCGUAAAGGGAAAAGACGAAUAUGAUUGGAAAUUAGUUAGCAUGAAGCUAACUAACUUCAUGCUAACUUCAUGCUUUGUGAUGUUGGUUCUUCAGUAUUAAUUUCUAGGAAACCUCUGAGGCUUUCUCAUAACAGUUUAAUUUAUAGAUAUCAAUUGCUUAAGUGACUUUUAUUUAGGUGUUUUAAAGUAAACGGGGCUGAAUACAAAUACAAACAAAACUUUUUUACAUGUUUAUAGCAGCGCUGUGUAUCGUUUUACUUCCACAUCACUGUUAAGCACUACUUUGUGUCGCCCUAUCUCAUAAAAUCCCAGUUAUGUAAAAGUUUGUGUUUGUAACAUGACAAAAUAUUUUCCAAGAAGUACCGUUUAUUAAUGACAUAGUACAUUUAUUUUAAUAUAUCCCUCACCCACUCCCUUCACUUUUUUUUCUACACAACAGCAUCAGUUAAAUUUCGCAAUGUUUACAUAUAACCGAAUUCAAAUUUUUACUACAGUAAUGAAAGUAAAACUUUACUAUUAUAAGUGUUUUACAAUGUCAACAAACCAUUUACCCAGCAUAUGGGGGAGAAAAGUUAUAAAAUUCGUUUUAUGCUAAAUAUCUGUAAAUGUAAAAUGGAAACAACACAUAGUAAUAUGUACAUUAAUCAAUACAUUUGAGUCUUAAAGAAAAACUGCAAAACAAUUGUUGAAGGAGUAAGGACACUAUGAGCAAAAACUGUGCCAGCUCCAAUUACAGCAUGGUUAGCUUGUGUUAUGUGAUCAGCAAUAAAACUGGUCUAAAUGAGGGAUAAUAUAAAAAGCAUAAAAACUGGAAGGCAAAGGCGACAAGUAAAUGAAUUACACCGCUCUGUCUAAAAUCUCCUGCAAAAUUUGACACAAUUCUUCCCUGUGUUGAAGAAUCUGAUAAAAACGUCCAUUUAGUUAGUGGAAUCCAAUGCAGUUUACUUGAACAGCUUCAAUAUUUGAAAUAAAA
Messenger RNA from Xiphophorus hellerii (green swordtail), 2765 nucleotides. RefSeq names its product solute carrier family 2 member 2 (gene slc2a2). Gene Ontology annotation, molecular function: D-glucose transmembrane transporter activity. The record is from RefSeq and is a predicted model, not a curated record. The coding region runs from base 98 to 1609 and encodes 503 amino acids. Lineage: Eukaryota; Metazoa; Chordata; Actinopteri; Cyprinodontiformes; Poeciliidae. Gene Ontology annotation, biological process: dehydroascorbic acid transport. Gene Ontology annotation, cellular component: plasma membrane; brush border. The transcript is spliced from 12 exons.